UCACUCUACUCCUCCUCCUCAUCCUCUCUCUCUAAACCUCCCAUAUUGUUUCUCUCUCUACAAGGUCCAGCCAAAAUGGCAAAAGGAGUGGAAGUGGUGGAGGAGGGAACAUUCUCAGCCAAGGACUACGAGGAUCCACCGCCGGCGCCGCUGAUGGACCCGAAGGAGCUGGGAAAGUGGUCGUUUUACAGAGCCCUUAUUGCAGAGUUCAUAGCCACUCUUCUCUUCCUUUACAUUACUAUUCUCACAGUGAUUGGCUACAAGAGCCAGUCCGCCACCGACGAUUGCGGCGGCGUUGGCAUUCUCGGCAUCGCCUGGUCCUUCGGCGGCAUGAUCUUCGUCCUCGUAUACUGCACCGCCGGUAUUUCUGGGGGUCACAUUAACCCGGCAGUGACAUUCGGGCUGUUCUUGGCGCGGAAGGUGUCGCUGAUAAGAGCGGUGAUGUACAUGGGGGCACAGUGCGCUGGGGCCGUUUGUGGUGUUGGGCUUGUGAAGUUGUUCCAGAGUUCGUACUACGAAACGUACCAAGGCGGAACCAACAUGGUCGCCCCAGGGUACAACAAAGGCACUGGACUCGGCGCUGAGAUCAUCGGAACUUUCGUCCUUGUUUACACUGUCUUCUCUGCCACUGAUCCCAAGAGAAAUGCCAGAGACUCCCAUGUCCCUGUGUUGGCACCACUUCCAAUUGGAUUUGCUGUGUUCAUGGUUCACCUUGCCACCAUCCCGGUCACUGGCACUGGCAUCAACCCUGCUAGGAGCUUUGGAGCUGCAGUUAUCUACAACAAGAAGGCGGUCUGGGAUGAACAUUGGAUGUUUUGGGUUGGACCCUUCAUCGGUGCAGCUAUUGCGGCCUUCUACCACCAGUUCAUCUUGAGAGGGGGUUCCACCUUUAAAGCGCUCUCAUCGUUCAGGAGCAGCUCUUAGAUUAAACCAAGCUUUGGAAAGAAGGAGAUGAAAUGAGAUGGUGAGAUAUUUCAAGAAUGAAAUAAUGGAGGAGUGCUCAUGGGUCUAGUGUCUCAAGGUUUUCUCUUGAUCUCUCUUUCUGCUGCAUUAUUAUUAUUCAAGAUUGAAGGAGAGAGAGCCACAUGGGAGAGUCAUUGAGAACCAUGGAUAUGUAGAUAAAAAGUCUCCUUGGAUAGGGAUAGUUUUUUUUUUUUAAUUUCAAAACCCUUUUGUUUGUCUUUAGCACUGUAUCUUGAAUCUAAUUUAGUGGUGUUGUCAUCUUUU
Messenger RNA from Camellia sinensis, 1227 nucleotides. Its product is annotated as aquaporin PIP2-2. Gene Ontology annotation, molecular function: channel activity. Gene Ontology annotation, cellular component: membrane. NCBI's taxonomy places the organism in Eukaryota, Viridiplantae, Streptophyta, Magnoliopsida, Ericales, Theaceae. Gene Ontology annotation, biological process: transmembrane transport. The record is from RefSeq and is a predicted model, not a curated record.